AUGACGAAGCAUGGAUGGCAUAGAUAUUUCGACGACAAUGAUGUCAGUAAUUGGAGUAUCUGUGGGUUUCAUGAAACAUGGAUACGUCAAAAUAAAGACGAUCCAAAAAACCUACGCUACCAAAAGGCAAAUGACGCUCUCACAAAAAGUCUACGUUUGCUUAUUAAUGAUUGCGAAGAUGACGUGAAGAAACAGGGAGCUGCUGCGAAACUUCUAGCAAACAAGGCGGCAAUUGCCCAUGCUAGGAGGAAUCAACUUUUUGCUGAUCCUCUGAAUGCCUUUUUGGAUGCAUGGCUUGUCACAAUGCCAAUAUGCGGCAAACGCAAUCAUGGAAGUGAUAUUGAUGAAUUGUGGACUCUCAUAGAAAGCAAGAAUCUCGAGAAAGCAGCGCUUACAAAAUUAAAUUGUCAACAGAAUGUCACGAUAUACUCAAGCCCUUUAACUGAUGCUGCGAUGACAAAUUUAAGCAACAUUAUACCAGAGUCGACAUCUGUCUUGCCGAGUAAACGACCUUUUGAAUGUCUUGAUUCAGAAACAGCAUCAACAAGACAAGAAGCAAAUAAAGAUCUUGAUCCACAACCAGAGGGAGCAAAAACACCACCACCCAGAUUUCCUCCGAAUAAAGAGAUACUCCUUUCUACUCCAGACAAGCGAGAUAUGCAUAGUAAAGAGAUUGCUUGUUAUCUUGAUGCCAUGGAAAAUUUGCUAAAGUAUAAUCAAGUUGUAAGCGAUGUUCCACCUGUGUGGACAAAAUCUCUGGAGUCCUAUCUCCGACAAUAUGAAUUUAAGAUUGCUGCAAUGGAAAAAAUAAAUGGAGACGAAGGAAAUUACUUUCGUUUGUACUGUGAAAAAAUUCUGACUGAUUUUUAUAAUUUGGUCGAUAUUUUCCCCAAUAUCUCAAGAAAAAUUGGCGAACGAAAGUAUAUUGUACAAAAUAUUUCUUCUCUCUUUAAGUUUUACGAAACAACGUUCGGAAAAAUAAGCUUCGAUUGGAUAGAGUCGCAUUCUCCCGCAGGCAAACUAACAAAAUCGGCCAGCAACUCCGGCAUUAUUAAGGUGGACAUGAGAGGAGUCCGGUUAUUGGACGAUAAAGAAGUCUUUCACAUGGAAGUCUCGGGUCCACCUUCAUUGUCAUCAAAACAACAUUGCACGGACGAUACGAAAAAAUCCCUGCGUACGGACAUCCUGAAUUUGAUCGCCAUCUUACUCGAACAUAUUAAUCUAUCUGUUGAAGUCGCAACACGAAUUAAAGUGUUCAGUUUUCAAGUUAUUAAAUAUCGAAUUACGUUUUAUUCCCUAAAUAUGUUGAACGAUGGUUCUUUUCUUUCAUCAGAGUUAUUUUCCGCUUUGUUCCCUUCUCCUUCGAUGCUAGAGCAAAGUACAAACAAAUACUAUUUCUCAUGGUGUUUCUAUGAUUCUCAGAACGAAGUUAUAGAUCAAAUCUCUUUGAUGCAAGAUCUCGAUCUAAAUACUAAUCGUUAUGAAGGAAAGACGUCUUGA
This is a messenger RNA of Ambispora leptoticha, 1500 nucleotides long. The record is from the annotation of a GenBank genome assembly. NCBI's taxonomy places the organism in Eukaryota, Fungi, Glomeromycota, Glomeromycetes, Archaeosporales, Ambisporaceae.